AUGGAUCUAAAUGUCUCUGCGAUUGGACUUGUUUCUCUAACCCUCUUCUGUUUCUUUUUCUGUCGUUUCUUCAAAUUUUCCAAAGGAAAAGCGGCUCCCACAGUUGCAGGUGCAUGGCCAAUACUUGGUCAUCUUCCAUUGUUGAAUGAUUCGAAGGCACCCCAUAGAACUUUGGGUGCUUUGGCUGACAAAUAUGGACCCAUUUUCACCGUCCAACUUGGUUCAAAAAAGACUUUGGUGAUCAGCAACUGGGAAAUGGCAAAGGAAUGCUUCACCACAAACGACGCGGUGGUUUCCUCUCGCCCCAAGCUUGCCGCCGCCGAACACAUGACCUACAACAAAGCCAUGUUCUCCGUAGCACCAUGUGGUCCCUAUUGGCGAACAACUAGAAAGAUUGCUACUUCAGAGAUUCUCUCCCCUCACCGAGUGAAGCAGCUACGUCAUGUUUUUGAGUCAGAAGUUCAAGGUUCCAUCAAGGAGCUCUUUAACUUUUGGUGUAGCAACAAGAACGAGUGUGGCUAUGCCUUGGUGGAGUUGAAGCAAUGGUUUUCUCAUUUGAUAUUCAACGUUGUUCUUCAAAUGGUUUUGGGAAAGCGAUAUUUUAGUUUAGGAACCGUGGAUGAUGAGAAGGCAGGAAGAUGUGUGAAGGCUGUGAAGGAGUUCAUGCGUCUUUUCGGGGUGUUCACAGUGGGAGAUGCUGUUCCUUGGUUGAGAUGGUUUGAUUUUGGAGGCCAUGAGAAGGCCAUGAAAGAAACUGCCAAGGAAAUGGAUAGUCUUGUAAGUGAGUGGUUAGAGGAGCAUAGACAAAACAAGGCUUUGGGUGGAAAGGUUGAUGGAUUUCAAGAUUUCAUGGACGUCAUGAUUUCAAUGCUUGAUGGACAAACGAAUAAUGGGGUCGAUGCAGAUACCAUGAUCAAAUCCACUGUACUGACAAUAAUUGCAGGAGCAACUGACACAAUCAGUGCUACUCUUACCUGGGCAAUGUGUUUGAUAUUAAGAAACCCUAAUGUAUUGGAAAAAGUUAAAGAAGAGCUUCACAUAGUUGGUAAAGAGAAAUGGCUAAGUGAGAAUGACAUUACUAAGUUAAUAUACCUUCAAGCUACAGUCAAAGAAACGUUAAGACUGUACCCUCCAGCUCCUCUUUCUGCACCUCAUGAAUUCACAGAGGAUUGUACUAUAAAUGGCUACAAUGUCACAAAGGGAACCCGUUUGAUUACAAAUCUUUGGAAGAUCCACACAGAUGAAUAUGUUUGGUCAGAUCCAUUAGAGUUUAAACCAGAAAGGUUUCUCACAACUCAUAAAGAUAUUGACAUGAAGGGUCAUCAUUUUGAACUGUUACCAUUUGGAGGAGGUAGAAGGAUUUGUCCUGGAAUAUCUUAUGGUCUUCAAGUUGUUCAUUUAGUUCUUGCUAGUUUUUUACAACAUUUCGAAAUCUUAAACCCGUUAACUGAAGCUCUUAAUAUGUCUGAAACUUUUGGAUUAACCAACACUAAAACCACUCCACUUGAUAUUCUGGUUAAACCAUGUCUGUCUUUUAAUUGUUAUGAAAGAGGUCUUUGCACAAAACUAUAAAAUAGGAGAUGAAGAUGUAUUUAAUUUUA
Messenger RNA from Vigna umbellata (rice bean), 1601 nucleotides. RefSeq names its product cytochrome P450 82A4-like. Lineage: Eukaryota; Viridiplantae; Streptophyta; Magnoliopsida; Fabales; Fabaceae. The record is from RefSeq and is a predicted model, not a curated record. Gene Ontology annotation, molecular function: monooxygenase activity; iron ion binding; heme binding.